Mizuhopecten yessoensis (Yesso scallop) is the source of this 5329-nucleotide messenger RNA. RefSeq lists its product as uncharacterized. The record is from RefSeq and is a predicted model, not a curated record. Gene Ontology annotation, biological process: regulation of transcription by RNA polymerase II; immune system process. The transcript is spliced from 9 exons. NCBI's taxonomy places the organism in Eukaryota, Metazoa, Mollusca, Bivalvia, Pectinida, Pectinidae. The annotation marks the transcript as partial. Gene Ontology annotation, cellular component: nucleus. Gene Ontology annotation, molecular function: RNA polymerase II cis-regulatory region sequence-specific DNA binding; DNA-binding transcription factor activity, RNA polymerase II-specific.
CCGGUGUAGUUUCUCUAUCGAAGCACUGUGAUGUUGGCGACCAUAACUUAGUAUUUAACAUAACAAGAAGCAAAGCAAGACACAAUCGACAUUGUAAAUGUGUUUAUUAAUAUUGGACCAGCUCAAGACGAUAUGAGCAAAGUGAAGAAAAAGAUGAAUUCUGUCAAACAGUCGGACACAGAAUCGAAAGAAGAUCCGGAAAGGGAGACAACUCAAGACAAUUGUAAAGAGGGCGAGUGUAAAGAGGAUGAAACACUAUCAGUGAACAACACCAAGGAAGGUCAAAGUUCGACAGAGGUAGAGUCGGAGCAGGUGAAUGAUGAAGAUGAAAACGAAGUAGCCCCGGAUAUGGACACGGAGGUGGAAGUUGAGACUAUUUCUGAUAAAUGCCAAAAUUCUGAUAUAACAGCUAUGGAGACCGAGAGUGAAGUUCAGGUGGUUUCAGAAACGAGUGAAACGCCAGAGGGCCAAAAGGAAACGACUGAGGAACUUAAAACAGUUUGUGAGGAAGAGUCGAACAGCGUGUCUGGUGAGUCAGUCGAGGUGAUGGACAUUGAAUUCAAUGAAAUUGUGGCUGAGGAGGAGACAGUAGUCGAGACCCCGCCAAAAGUGACAGCUCCUCCCAGUCAAGGGGAAGUGAAGGCCAAAACCAAGUCCACAGGCACUAAAGGUAAAUCAAAGGAAAAGAAAUCUGGAGCAGAGGAGUCUUACACAAUCGUUAUAAAAGUUGCACAAGGAGGUAUGAACGAAGGGGAACCUGUUACCUUGGAUACAAUCACUUUACCCGCAGAAAUGAAGGACACCUCGACGAGAGCGGGGCUCCGGCCGAGGGAGCCUCGGAAAACUGAAGUCAAACAGAUAAUCGUGAAACAAGAGGAAGAAGAAGAGGAGGAGGAGGAAGAGGAAGAAGAAGAAAGUGAAGAGGUGGCAGCAGACCAGAAGCUUAACAUUCAUCCGGAAAUUCGUCAGAGGUUGAUCGAACAGAUCAUCAAUAAAGAGUGGGCUGGGAAUGUGGACGAGAGUCAGCUGACCGCAGACGAGAGGGCGACGGUCGAGGACCUCCUUAGUGGACGUCCGGUGCGACCGGUCGAACGUCAGAAAAUGAGGCCAUGGAUGAUCGACCUGCUGGAUAAAAACAAUGUACCAGGUCUCUCCUGGCAGAACCGCCGCGAAAGGAUUUUCCGGAUUUCCUGGAAACAUGCAGCUCAUAACUGUUUCAACCGGGACAGAGACUCGGAUCUCUUUGAGAGAUGGGCCAUCCACACAGGUCGCCAUUAUGAAGGGAACCACAAGCGAUGGAAGGCCAACUUCCGUUGUGCGCUCAACAGUCUACCGGAUGUAAUAGAACUGCGCGACUUAGGCGUACGCAAGGGAGAUAAUGCUUUCAAGGUUUACAAGUUCCUGGACCUGAACGAUCCCGUUUACAAAGACCGUAUUGACAACAAGGGCAAAAAGACUCCCAACCUCUCGGUCAAGGUGAAGGGCAUUCAGCAGAAAAAUGUCAGCAAAACGGAAAAAUAUCUCAGGACCAUCAUCACUCGGCGCCUGAAGAGGGAGGCGGACGGUUCCCUGCUGGAGAAAGCAGCAGCUAGUAAGAAGCAACACCUUGAGGAGGAGGAAGAGGAGGAGGAUAACGACGGUACCAGUGACAUUCCUCAGACAGUGGAGAUCUCGGACGAUGCUGCUGAAGGGGGAGGGACACUUCAGACACUACUAAGGGCCAUAGAACUCCAACAGGAGAAGCUGGCAAUGCAGGCUAAACAGAGUCAGGUUUCUCAAGGUGCAGCAGGGAAAAGGGCAGGUUCAGCGCUAAAUAUAGCAAGCCAAUCGGCACCAAAACGUAUCCGACAGGACCAAGACGGCAACCUCAUCAUCACUCCAAAUAUGGGCGGAUCUAUUGAGCAGGUGGACGGAAACAUUCUGCUGAAGCUUGACAUUCCUUCAGGCUCGAUGUCCUCCAUCAGUGGCAUAUCGACAGGAAUCAUGGGGUCAACCGGGGUCGUAGGGUCAUCUGGGGGCACCUAUGUGAUGGCAGUGGGUUCCACCAGCAACACGGUGACAACGAUGUCAAAAGUUGUUAACCCUGAAAGUCAAGGUCAAUCGAUAGACGUCACUGAUCAAGCUGACCAGCCCGUGAUAUCAGUAUUACCGUUGAAGUUGCCGUAUGUCGACCAGAAGGGCAGCAAGGUCACCUUCCUACAGAUGCAGAACAAAACGGACCAGGAAGGGAAAGUGGUGGAAAACAUCGCAAUACCUGCCGAAAUUCAGAACCUGCUCCGUCAGGGGGCACUGAGUGUGGGAGGUCAAGGGGCGAGCGGGACAACCACAGCUGCUGGUAAAGGGAUUGAACAGAAGAUAACCUUCCCUGUUGGCGGGAAAGCACUUUCAAUGGCCAGUGGUUCGAAACCGGCAGAAACCGCCACUGUUGGUCAAGGUAAAGAGCAGCGUAUCACUAUUCCACUGAGUCAGCUAGCAGCCAUGAUGGGCAACACAGCACAGGCACAGAAAUACGGCAUAACCAUCAACCUAGACGGGAAGGGACAGAAAGAGAUGUCAACGGUUUCCACCUCCUUAGCCUCCGGAGGGUCUGUUUUGUCGACUGGUAUUCCCGUCAGUUUGAUGCCGUCCUCAAGCAUUCCUUCAAACAUCAACACGGCACUUCAAAAUGGAGGUCAAGGUCAGGCAUUUCUUACGUUGAUGACUGGUGCAAAUCAAGGUCAAGUUCUGACUUCAACCCUUGCAAAUCUAGGUACCAUGGCAACCGGUUCGCAACGAUCAACUGGUGGAAACAAAAAUAUUCCAUCUACCGUGCUUGAGGCUAUGGAUCUGAAAAAUAUCGUGGGGAAUUUAUCAAAAUCACCGGAAGUUCAAAAAGGCCUGAAAAGUGUGAGUAUUACAGGUGCCACUAGUCAGACUUUGCUGUCGCCAACAAAACACACUGUCAACAAAGACCUCACUAGUCUUGCCGAGGCUUUAAAAACACGCCCACCACAGUCGCUUAGUCAAGUCUUACCGACACCUACAGUCGUGGGAAGCCAGUCAAGAAAGGGGACACCUAAACAAACAGCGGCCGUAACCUCAACAUCCUCAAAAAUACUGGAUACACCAGGAGUCCGAAACAAACUUGUCACUCGACUACUAAUCAGUGGAGCAGCCACUUCUACGUCUCCGACCAUGUCUCCGGCAAUCCAGAGCAGUAUGGCAACAUCGACCUCCACAUCCUCUCCGACGUACAACCUAGUCUUCCAUCCCAACACACCGUUAUCUACUACCUCCUCGUCACAGUUGUCUGCCCCUGUUCCGCAGACCCAGGUGAUUAACGUACAGAAUCUGACGAAACAGCAGCUGUCCGCACUCACAUCAUCUGGAGUCCUGGUCGGUCAGACUCUUGCUGCCAGUACACUUGUCAAGUCAGAUGAUGCACACCCAUCACCAUCCACUGUAGGCGUGCCCCCCCCAGCCACUCCCAGAGUAGCCUCCCCUGGUAGCUCAGGAGUUGUCUCCCCUAGUGUCAAACCUUCCACACCACGAGCAGUGUCCCCUAACCUGAGACCAGAACUGAUGGAGCAGGUGACGAUCGAUCUGAAGGAGAUUCAAGAUGAUAGCCCACCAGUGGAAGGGGAGACAACCAGUACCCCAAAUUUCUCCUAUUCGUGUCUGUGGUGUAAAAUCGACUUCUCUAAGAAGAUUGAUCUGCUUCAACACUUCAUGAAUCUACACCAGGACAUGCUCAUGGUGCCCGGAGAACAGGAGGUCAUAGGUCAAGGUUAUGACGGCACCCAAGGUCAGAUUCAUGACCUGUCACAAGAUCAAAUGUUCGACGGACAAGAACAGUCCUUAAUUGACAUCAAUGCUUUGGACCUGCGCACUGUGAAGACGGAGAUGAUUGAACAGACUCCGGACAUGUCACUUUCCUGUCAAUCUCACCACAAACAAGCGAAGACUGUCAAAGAGGCUCUGAGUCGAAAGAAGGGUGGAUUAUCGGGGGGGAAGGAAGGUGGUGCUAAGAGAGAAAGAGUGAAGAAGAAAGGAAAGAAGGAUAAAAGGGAAGAGGGAAAGGGUAAAGUUCGUGAGAUCAAAAGCAAAGGAGAUCAAAGUCACACGCCAUCAAGGGGUGAUCCAGAGUCCAACCAAAGUUCAAUGUCCGCAGCCAGUGACCCACGCCCGAAAUACAGCUUGACCAGUCUGAUCGAGGCCCUGAGAGACAGCAUCGAGCGUGAUAAAAGUAAGAAAGGAGAUGGUAUGUCAGGUGAGGGAGAUACUUCAGGCUCGGAGAUGUCUGACGAGAGUACGUCGGUGCCAAAUAUGAUAUGCUACGAUGACCUGAGCCCUGAUACCAGUUCAGGUGGAGGAGGUCUGGGAGGAAGCGAUUCGGAGGCAGUGGAUGGUGACAUUCAAGUGUCGGUGAAAACUUUCCAAGUGGACGGUAAAACAAUGUAUAAGUGCUCCCUGUGUGCCAAAGUCUUUAGCAAGACAUGUACCUUUGCACGCCACGCCAUGGUGCACUCACGCAUGUACCCCUACCAGUGCGGUCUAUGUGACGAAAAAUGUAGUGACAUGAGGGUUUUACUCCGGCAUCUCGAUUGGCACGGUGAAAACGUCGACUGCCCGUGUAAGAAGUGCGAACGGCUGCACAAGUACGGCGACAUCAAGACAAUCGGGGAGAAAGCUUCCGGGACAAGUAAGUUUGUGUGCGAGAUCUGCCAGAGGAGUUUCGUCAGCGAUGUUGCAUGCAAAGCACACGUCAACAUGCACAAGCGAAGCGGAAGUCUCGACUGCGAGGUCUGUAACGUCGAGUUCCAGUGUAACAGGGCAUUGUCCAAACACAGGAAGUCUGUUCACGGCAUCCAAUUCUGUCCCUACUGUCUCGAGACGUGCACACUGGACAUGGCGUCACACAUGAGCGAACAUGAAGGCGUGUACAUGUACCGGUGUGGGCUUUGUGGUGACGGCUACAACAGUCGACCGUUAUUACACGAACAUUUAAAAAUACACACUCAUCUCGGGAAAGAAUUCGGCCAGCAGCUGGAAAAUGAAAUGAAGUCUGUUGGAAUCUUGCAUAAGAAAGGUUCCGGCGGGAGUAAACCUGCACCAGAAUCUGUAAAGAACGUCGAGAGCCCAAAAACUGUGAAAAAAGAAACGAAGAAGGAAACUAAAAAAACUGGGAAAAAGAAAGCAGCAAAAUCUAAGUCGGCGAAACCAAAGAAACAGACAGAAGCAACGGAGGAAAUUACUGAAGAUGUUACGGAGAUGGAGAGUACAUCUUCUUCCCCAACUAAGGCAGAACCUUCAAAGAUUAUGCCUGUCAGGCAAAAAACACGAAAAUGCC